This is a messenger RNA of Dermacentor silvarum, 1656 nucleotides long. RefSeq names its product alpha-(1,3)-fucosyltransferase C. Gene Ontology annotation, molecular function: alpha-(1->3)-fucosyltransferase activity. The coding region runs from base 108 to 1535 and encodes 475 amino acids. The transcript has 2 exons. NCBI's taxonomy places the organism in Eukaryota, Metazoa, Arthropoda, Arachnida, Ixodida, Ixodidae. The record is from RefSeq and is a predicted model, not a curated record. Gene Ontology annotation, cellular component: membrane.
CCUUUGCAAAUAGAAACCACUGAGUAGUCCCGUUCCCCAAGCAAGGCACGUCGGACCUGUCCGGCGGUUGGAUUCAGGCAUCGACAGAACUAACUUCCCGACGAACCAUGAGCGAUGGACAGGAAACCGUCGCCCGUACCGGCACUACAGGGUCAGCUGCAGCCGGCACGCCGGUGGCAACCUGGCGAUGCCUGACUUCGCGAUGCCUUUGGCGUGCCGCCAUCGGGGUGCUGGUGGCGGCGGCGGCAUUGUGGAUCCUGUACGUCAAAUACGUUCCGUCCACAACCACCGAGCCCCUCAGCUACUGGUAUCCCUGGCGCGAGCGUCCUCCCAGCGUGGGUUUCACGUAUCCCCGAAUCUUCCUCUGGACGCCAACAUGGGGGGACAGGGCUCCGACCACGAAAGAUCAACUUCUGCGCGAGUGUCUUGUGACCAAUCCUAAGCGGAAGCAGUGCUACGUCACGAAGGACCCCGUUUAUCACGUCGUCAGUGACGCCAUCGUUGUCGAAGCGUCUCGCGUGGACCCUUACAACCUACCGAGGCGCCGGCACCCGGAACAGGUGUGGGUCUACUCUACUGUAGAGGGAGAACCUGCGACGCCUUCUUCGUGGCCCUUACAAUUAGUUUCUGGUAUGUUCAAUUGGACUAUGUCGCACAGGGACGAUGCGGAUGUUGUCGUUCCCUACAAGAAGUGGAGCUAUCGCCUAAAAGAUAUUGUAAUGCCUCGCGAACCCCUUCUCGAGGCCAUCGAUGCGAAAACCAAAAGUGUCGCUUGGUUUGUGAGCAAGUGCGAAGAGCCGCUGCGCAAUAACACUGAAAGGUUCCAAUACUAUCCUCUACCCCGUAGCUCGGAAAAUUUUAUGCUACACAUAAAUCACACAUUCGAUGUUUUCAUGUUUUCCGAUUGUGGUCGCCCGCUGUGUAAUUCCAUGGAUGAAUGUAUGAAGAUGGUAGCGGAGGACUUCUACUUCGUAUUCGUGCUCGAAACCUCUCCCUGUUUUCAUCACCCGACGGAGAUGAUAUACGCCGCCUUCCACUACAACAUCGUUCCCAUCUACUUCGGAAUGACUGGCCUCGGCAACAGCGUACCACCGGGGUCCGUCUACGACACGUCAGCGGAGCCGACUGCAUUUGAUAUCGUCGACAAGCUCAACGUUAUGCGUGACAACGUCGACGCGUAUCUGCCGUACUUGACAUGGAAAGAGACGUACGAAGAGACGCCGGAAAACCCAUUGUGCGCUCUUUGCGACGUUUUGUACGCAAGUGCCGCGAACGCGUCUGCCACUGCCGACGUUUUGUCAUGGUGGCGACGGCGCCCAGAGUGCGAUUACGUCAUUCCAAGCCCAGGCGGCAUCAUCACUGAGACGAAGAUUACCCCAUACGGGAUAUACUUUGUCCCCGAUGAGCUUGCUGACAUCCCUGGUCGCAUCCGCAGACCUCCGAAAGUACGGCGCACAUCUACAACUCCAAAGCCUGAAAUUCCCAACAAGCACGCUAGGGAGGACUCGGGACACGUCCACGACGACAUACUGUAAGGAUGGAGGUUGUGUUUUUUUUUUUUUUUCAUUGAUUUCGUCCUUAACUUAUUCAGACCGCUUUCACAAUUCUCACCCACUGUACAAAUAAAAUUUCUUCUGUACCUACUUAUCGCAACUU